Messenger RNA from Suillus plorans, 480 nucleotides. RefSeq lists its product as uncharacterized. The coding region runs from base 1 to 480 and encodes 159 amino acids. The record is from RefSeq and is a predicted model, not a curated record. The transcript is spliced from 16 exons. NCBI's taxonomy places the organism in Eukaryota, Fungi, Basidiomycota, Agaricomycetes, Boletales, Suillaceae.
AUGUUCUGGAUCAGCGACAUCUUCGGAAUCAGCGAUGUGUUCGGGGUCAGCGACGUGUUCGGAAUCACCGAUGCAUUCAGGAUCAGCGAUGUGUUCGGGAUCAGCGACGUCUUCGGGAUCAGCGACGCGUUCGGGAUCAGCGAUGCGUUCGGGAUCAGCGAUGCGUUCGGGAUCAGCGACGCGUUCGGGAUCAGCGACGCGUUCGGGAUCAGCGACGCGUUCGGGAUCAGCGACGCGUUCGGUCAGCGAGGUUCAAGCUCGACAGAGGAUCGACACACUCACAUCCUGACAAGGGAUCAGCGACGCGUUCGGUCAGCGAGGCUCAAGCUCGACAGAGGUUCGACACACUCACAUACUGUCAAGGGGAUCGGCGACGUCUUCGGGAUCAUCGAUGCAUUUGGGAUCAGCGACGCGUUCGGUCAGCGAGGCUCGAGCUCGACACAGGAUCAACACACUCACGAUCUGUCAAGGGAUCAGUAA